Molecule: messenger RNA, 3184 nt
Organism: Gilbertella persicaria
Lineage: Eukaryota; Fungi; Mucoromycota; Mucoromycetes; Mucorales; Choanephoraceae
Product: rab-GTPase-TBC domain-containing protein
Exons: 9
Coding region: 363-3131 (922 amino acids)
Source: RefSeq, a predicted model, not a curated record
UAGAAUCGGGCACAGAUGAACUUUCUUCGGAUGAGAAUGUGAGAAAUGCAUCAAGAAGUUUUAGACAGAUAUUUGACAUUUCACAUUCUGAACGCUUUGUUAGCUAUUAUUCAUGCGCCUAUAAAGGAAGACAAGGAUGGAUCUAUAUUAGUGAAAAUUAUCUUGGCUUUCAUUCAUUUUUGUUAGGUGCAGAAACUAAAGUUCUAAUUGAACUCAAGGACAUUGAGGACAUUAAGAAAGAGAGAUCAAAGGGCAUAUUUGAUGAUAGUAUUCGACUAACUACCAAGAACAAAGAAGAGGUAUUUCAGGUCUCAUUUCUUCUUCCUUUAUUACUUAAUAUUAUCCAGUUUCAUUUAUCCAACAUGUUUAAGAGGGAUGAAGUAUAUGAUUUGUUGGUGCAACUCACUGGUCAGGCUAUGCAAAGAUGGCUUAGUAAUGCUGGAGGAGAAGCUCCUGGUCAGUCAAACAAUGCAGAAUUCACGGCUGCUCAACAAAACGAUAAACGUCAUUUACAAGAAAUUCGACGCAUUACAGAGGGCCGUCCCCACCAAUUAGUGAGCCCUCUCAAACAAGAUUUGGCUACACAAAAACGAGACAAUGCUUAUUGUGUUCGGUUUCGAUUGCCUGUCAAUGAACAUUUGAUAAGUGCAGUUGACGCUACGUAUACUAAAGAGGCUUCGAAAGAGCGCGACCCACAUUUCUUAUCGCAAGUACCACCAGGCGCUGUCCAUUUGAUCGGUCGUGUGUAUCUAUCACAGACAUUCUUGGCAUUUGAAUCAGAAGAGAGACUACCUGCACCUCAGCAACAUUUGCCUGUAUGCAAAACAGUCCUCCCAUUGUAUACAAUCAAGCGUGUAGAGAAAAUCCAUCAAGGAGCCUAUACUUCCGGUGUAGCAUUAGUGACAUGGCAUAAAAUGGAACAUUGUUUUUAUCUGCAUGCCGAGAAGAACAUAUCUGAACAAUUCUGUGAAACUUUGAAAGGAUUAUUGUUGAAGCAGAUACCAUUGUUUAAAACAGUAAAGCCGUUUAUUGUUACAUGCGAAUCAGAACAUAUUUUUCGUCAAGUAGACACUACAUUGAUUGACACAAAAAUACACAUAGGAGGAUUAGGCUUAGAAUUCGGAUACCCAGAAAAUGCUAAAAAGUCUAAAGACAAGAGCAAAUUUAAAUUAUGGAAUCUUUACUUUCAAGAAAAUGGUCGAAACUUGACUAUGAUAAAGUUACCGACAUUUAGUAAACUAGUAAGAGUUGGUUUACCAAACGCUUUACGAGGCGAAAUAUGGGAAGCUUCAUCAGGGGCCAUCUAUCUACGAUUUGCAAACCAAGGACUGUAUCAAACAAUUCUUGAAAAAUACAAAAACCAAACAUCAAUAGCUACAGAAGAGAUUGAAAAAGACUUGAAUAGAUCUCUUCCUGAAUACCCAGGGUAUCAGUCUCCAGAAGGCAUCAACCGGCUACGCAGAGUAUUGACUGCUUAUGCUUGGAAUAACCCUGAGCUAGGUUACUGUCAAGCCAUGAAUAUUGUUGCUUCUGCGCUAUUGAUCUACACAACAGAAGAACAAGCCUUUUGGAUUUUACAUGUCCUAGUUGAUCGUAUAUGUCCUGGUUAUUACAGCACAAGCAUGUAUGGUGCUUUACUUGAUCAAAUCAUUUUUGAGAAAUUAGUGGAGAAAACUAUGCCUAUUUUAUGGAAUCAUUUUAGAAAGACAAAUGUCGAACUGUCUAUAGCUUGCUUACCAUGGUUUCUGAGUCUGUAUGUCAAUUCAAUGCCACUAGAAUUUGCUGUGCGAGUAUUGGAUAUUCUGUUUAUGGAGGGAUCAAGAAUUCUCUUUCAGAUAGGCUUAGCCAUUCUCAAGAUCAAUGGUGAAGAACUCUUAAAAUCAAGAGACGAUGGUGCAUUUCUGGAUAUUUUUAAGUCUUUUUUCCAGUCCAUUGGUAUACCAGAAGAGAGCGCUAAUGGUGAAAAAUACAUUAAGUUAACUAAAUUCAACGAGGUCAUGCUUAUUGCUUACCGAGAAUUCUCUUUGGUAACAGAUGAAAUGGUGAUCGAAAUGCGCAGAGAAAACCAACUUAAAGUCGGAGCAAACAUUGAAUCAUUUACAAAAAGAACAGCUAUCCGAAACUUGAAUGACACAGCUGGGUUCAGUAAAGAAGAUGUUGGUGUUAUUUAUGACAAAUACUUUGGUGCGCUUUAUUAUGCCAAUCGAGAAUUCGGCGCUAAGCCUGAAAUCAAAAUGAACCGCGAUACUUUUCAAAGUAUGUUGGCAAGCUUUGCCCCUUGGGCUAAAGUAAAACCUUCUACUGACGAUAUCGACACAACUACAGUAAACGUAAUAUGUAACAGCUUUAUUGAUCGCUUGUAUCGCAUGUUUGUUGGAGAUGCACCAGAUAAAUUAUGCGAUUUUCAACGGACUGUUCUAGGCCUUAGUGAUAUUCUACAAGGAGAUAUUAUGUCGCACAUGGACUGGUUUUUUAAACUCUAUGAUGAAGAUUGCGAUGAUGUAUUGACAAGUAAAGACAUCAUCAACAUGAGUAAAGAGCUUUAUUGGCUCUUGGGAUUCUUGAAGGACACCGACAUUGCUUGGGAUGCGGUUACUAGUUUAAUCAUUCACAGUUGCGAACAAUCUGAUGUGGCCAAGGGAAUUCAGCCCGAUGAAACUACACUAACUCAUCGCUUAGCAGACUUGACCAUGACAGCCACAGGGACAUCAUUUUAUGGUCGUAUCAAACAGCUGGAGGAUUCAAUGAUUGCUGACCUUGUUGACAUUACUUUACCUUCAUUCCGUAUGGUCGUCUUGACCAAUGAAUCGCUUGAAAUGCUCUUUGAUCAUGGAUUUGCUAAUAGCUUCAAGGUAGUCAAGUCAGCUGCAGAUCAUCAAAAGAGUCUAGGUAGAGAAUUAUUUGAGAAUUUGUUUGCAGAUGGCCAAAAACUUGCAAAGGAAGCACACCCUCAACAUCUUCAAUCACCUCCUAUGCUCAAAAAGUCGAAUUCUUCGCUCACCACAUCCAGUGAUACUUCGCGACAAAGAUCUCAUUCUUCUGCUUCUGUAAAUACAGUAGAUAUUAAGGCUAAAGAAGAAGCCGAAGUAGAUACGCUUAUGGAGGAUGAAUGGGUCCAAUUUGAUGUGUAAUUUUAUAUGUUUUGCAUGUGAAAUCUAUCAUUUGUUUAUUGAAUCAUUAAGGG